ACGCACGUGCUGCCUCUAGCGUUUAUUCUAAAGAGUUUAUCUGCGAAUGAAAAUAUUUUGGAGUUUUUUAUAUUUACAUGCAACAAGUAAAUAAAUAAUUAAAAAAAAAAAUAAUGUCAAAAUUAAUAUUGAAUGAAGAUCAUAAAAAUCAUUUAGAAUUUUUAGCUACACAACCCUCGCAAGUUCUUCAAGAUUUUUGUAAACUAUCCACUGAUUUUUUGCAAAAAGGACAUAACUACAAAUUUUAUACAAAUGCUGCUCAAAAACUUGAAGUUGAGCCAGACAAUAUCAAACAUUCAAUCGAAGGAUUAAUUUAUUUAAUUAUCGAAUCAUGUAAAAAUAAGUUAACUCCUGAUGAUUUUAAAGAACUAGUAAUUUCUCUAGGAUUUACUAAUGACAAAGAAUCAUUGCUAAGUAAUUUAUACACUUCAAAACAAUCAGAAAUAAAAUCAUCUCUAUCAAAUAUUGGUUUCAAAUUACCGGAGUAUCAUAAUAUGGAGUGGAGAUUUGAAACUCAAAUCGCAUCAAGAUCAAUGUUGACACAAUGCGAACCUUUUGUAACGAUGGACUUUGCCUUGAAAAAUGCCGACGAUUCAAAAAAAUUAAAACACAUCGUCCUCCAGUCAGAUGCCACAAAUUUGCUACACAUUGCCGAGGAACUAGAAGCAGCUUUACUAGAAGGAAGUAGUCAGCAACUUCGUAAGAUUAAACGUUCACUAAAGAUGGACUCGAUAUCAACUUCGAUACCAACACUGAUCACCACGACCGCUUCAGUGGAAGUGUCGCCUUUAUCAGGAGCUGCAUUGAUAUCUCACGCUGCUCUGUCAAUGGGACCACAUGCCGCGAAACAGUGGAUGCGAUACAGCAAUCAAACUGUCGCGGACAAAGUACCCGAGGAGAUGCUCCACUUGGUCGACCCGCACUGGUACCAGUAUCCACCGAUGCACCACAUAUGGCACAAAACACUUGGGAUAGUGAUGAUCGUGAUUGGAAUACUCGGCUGGACUGGCAAUGGCUGUGUCGUCUACAUUUUUUUAAUCACCCCUUCUCUGAGGACACCCAACAAUAUUCUUGUUGUCAAUCUCGCGUUCUCGGACUUCUUGAUGAUGGUCAUCAUGUCACCGCCUAUGGUCGUUAAUUGUUGGUUCGAGACUUGGAUACUCGGAACACUGAUGUGUGAUAUUUAUGCAAUGUUCGGUUCAUUGUGCGGAUGUGUAUCAAUUUGGACGAUGGUACUGAUCACAUAUGAUCGAUACAAUGUUAUUGUUAAGGGUAUGUCCGGUACGCCAUUGACAAUCCCCAGAGCAAUAAUUCAAGUCUCAGUUGUCUGGAUAUUAGCUCUCGCUUGGUCACUUCUUCCACUAUUCGGAUGGAAUAGAUACGUACCGGAAGGUAAUAUGACAUCAUGUGGAACUGAUUAUUUGACAAAAGACUGGGUGUCAAGAUCAUACAUUUUAGUUUAUUCUUUAUUCGUCUAUUACACUCCGCUCUUCACAAUUAUUUACUGCUACUGGUUCAUUGUGUCGGCUGUAGCGGCCCAUGAAAGAGGAAUGAGAGAGCAAGCUAAGAAAAUGAACGUCGCGUCUCUCCGUAGCGGAGAGCAAGAAGGACCUAGUGCUGAAGCUAAAUUAGCAAAGGUAGCUCUCACUACAGUAUCGCUCUGGUUCAUGGCAUGGACGCCGUACCUAGUAAUUAAUUACGCCGGUGUCUUCGAGGCAUCAUUCUUAUCUCCACUUUUCACAAUCUGGGGCUCUUUGUUCUCUAAAACUAAUGCAUGUUACAAUCCACUUGUCUACGCAACUAGUCAUCCAAAGUAUCGCGCUGCUCUUCAUGAGAAAUUACCGUGUCUGGGUAUCGGAGCCCCACCAGCACCAAAAACCAGCGAUACCGCUUCAGCUAAAACUGACGCUUGAAUAACGACUGAUCAACAAAUCUAUCAGCUUGUACAAAAUUAAAUAAUUGUUCUUAAAAAAUAAAUAUUUUAUUUCCCAAUUUGAAUAUUUUCAUUCAUACUCUGCUAUUAUU
Molecule: messenger RNA, 2025 nt
Organism: Microplitis demolitor
Lineage: Eukaryota; Metazoa; Arthropoda; Insecta; Hymenoptera; Braconidae
Product: rhodopsin
Exons: 9
Coding region: 114-1913 (599 amino acids)
Biological process (GO): phototransduction; G protein-coupled receptor signaling pathway; visual perception
Cellular component (GO): membrane
Molecular function (GO): G protein-coupled receptor activity
Source: RefSeq, a predicted model, not a curated record